GAAUUUGCCGUUAAAAAUAAAGAGCGUUGUUUUGGAUUUUGUUUUUGAUCGUCAGAUUUAGCAGCUAGCCGAGCAGGCCCAAUAAAGGCGACAAUCGUAUCCGAGUCCGACAACUGAGAAUGCCUCCCUCUCUUCCCCUCUCCUGAAGCGGAAGCAAGCCAGGCGUUGUGUGUUCCAAUUUGAUGCUCUCUUGUUUGAUCGAUUUGCCGAACCCGAAUCAAUCGGCGUUGUGUUUUCCACUUUGAAGCUCCCCUUCUUCUUCCUUGAUGGCUUGCGGUGUGCUGUUCUUGUACGUUCCACUUUCCAUUCCCCCCUCUUCUUCUUCUUCUUCUUCUUCUUCUUCUUCUUUCACGGAGGGCAGCAUCACGAUGCUGUCGCAAGCUACGUCUCGCUACCUGGGCUGGUCGAGGAUACCGAUGCCCAAGUCUAGAGAAGUCCGAACCAUGGGGACGAAGUUGAUUUGGCAUCAUGGCUGCCGGUGCUGGAUAACCGCUGCUACUGAGAAACCCACUACCAUCGCCAGUGGCGCGGAGUUUAAUGAUAAUGAUUGUACAGAUUGUUCAGAUUCAGUUUUUCAUGUGCAAACUCUUCGAGAAUUUCCCAUUAAAAAGCUUUAUGGAGAAGUUGUCCUGGUGCGAUUUGAUUCUGGUCUUCUGCUGAAUUCAAAGGAUUUGGAUUGUGUUCCACUAAAUAGAGCACUUUCUACCAUUAAAUAUUUACAUAAUGCUGGGGCCAAAGUAGUUUUACUAAGUAGUUGGUUUCAGUCCAAUGCUUCAGUGCUUCUUUCUGAAGAAGCCUUUGCAGCAGAUCACUUGUCAUGGCUUCUCAAAGUUAAAGUUGUGACAGCAAAUGGUGCUUCAGCUAUCACUCAAUUGAAGAUGAAAGAAUCAGGAAAAUCAGACAUUCUUCUCCUUGAUAAUAUGACAAACUUCAAAGAAGAAGUUGCAAAUUCUGUUGACUUCGCUAAGUCUUUAUCAUCUGGCAUCUCUCUCUUUGUCAAUGAUUCUUUCUCAUUAUCACAUAGGAUUCUUGCAUCAACUGUUGGUGUUACCCGCUUUUGUUAUGCAUCAAUUGCUGGUUUUCACUUCGAGGCAGAACUGGUCCAACUAAUGAAGAUCAGUGAGACCAAGAGACGGCCAUAUAUUGCAAUAAUUGGAGGAAGUAAUUUCCAAAGAAAAGCUAAAGCUAUGCAUCAUUUAGCAUCUAUUUGUGAUGGUCUUAUUUUCAUUGGAAAGCUAGCAUUUCAAAUGAUGCAUUGCUUUGGACUUCGAAUCCCAGCACACUUAGUGGAAUAUGAUGCUGUUGAAGAGACACUUGAAUUGAUCAAGCUUACAAAAGUACGAAACAUUCCUAUUUAUUUUCAGAAAGAUUUUCUGUGUGUCAAUGUUGGCAAACCCAAACUGCAGGAGAUAUUUACUUAUGAUGAAAUCUCAGCUGGUUGGGCACCCAUCGAUCUAGGACCAGCCUCAUUCAAGGAAACUUCAGACAUUCUUUCAGUAUGUAAGAAAGUCCUUUUGAUUGGUUCAAUAAGUUCUGGUUUUCUAAAAGAAGAUACAGCUGGAACAUCUCAGUUGUCCUUGCUACUUGAAAGACUAAGAACAAAUGGUUGUGAUGUGAUCCUUGUCGGAAAUGCAGCUCGUAAGGCUUUUGUAGAUAAACCGAGUUUCUCUAAUCAACAUUCAAUUAUUAGAAAUGCAUCAGUUGUUUGGGAAUUUCUGAGAGGAACAAAGCUGCCAGGUGUUGCUGCAUUAGAUAAAGCGUAUCCCUACGAUAUCAAUUGGGAUGCCACAUUUGCAGAUCCGACCAAACCUCUACUGGUAGACAUUGGCAGUGGGAAUGGCUUAUUCAUUUUCAAGAUGGCUACAAAAUACACAGACUUUAACUUUCUCGGGCUUGAGAUUAACAAAAAGCUUGUUCGAAGGUGCUUAGAUAAUUUGCUUCCAUCUGAAAUAAAUAACAGAUAUUUUUUAUCAACAAAUGCAACCUCUACCUUUAGUUCUAUUGUUUCUAGUUAUCCUGGAGAUUUGGUGAUCGUCACAAUACAGUGUCCGGAUCCCGACUUCAACAGAGUGAAUCAUAGAUGGAGCAUGGUGCAGAGAUCACUUGUCGAAAUGAUAGUGGAUUUGCUUAUUACAAACGGAAAGUUUCAGGUGUUUCUGGAAUCUGAUAUUGAGGCAGUUGCAAUGAGAAUGAAAGAUCUGUUUAUCAUGCACGGGAAGGGUAAACUUUUGGUGCAUGGUCAUGGCAAGGGAUGGAUGGAGGAGAAUCCUUUCGGCAUUCAAACGGAUUGGGAGCAGCGUGUUGUUGAACGUGGAGAUCCCAUGUAUAGAAUUAUGCUCAGGAAAGUCCCAUAAUCCCUGCUAAUCAUUCGAUUCAUGGUAUCCUUUGGAUCAAAGAUUGGAUAAAUCUUUAAGAAUUUUUCUCUCUCCCCAACUCUUGGAAGAGCAAUUCUACUCAACUGACUUGCCUUUCUCGUUAACAUCAUGUUUCUGCCAUUCACUCUCAACAUGCUUGCUGCCCGGAUCAGUGGAGGUGCCACCGGCUAUCUAUUCAGAAGAAUUUUUCAUCUGAGACAAUCUACUUAGUGGUGUUGCCGAAGUGUACUCAGUUCCAUCAAAUGUUGUAUUUCUUUCCUAUUGAUGUAUAUGGUAAACUAUUACAUAUGUAAUCUUCUCAUUGUUGCCAAGAUUGUAAUCUCAACUUUGUAACAAUUUGGCAUUUAGGUGUUGUAUGGUGUAUAAGAUGAUUCUUGUUAAUGAUCAACUUACAACUA
Zingiber officinale is the source of this 2773-nucleotide messenger RNA. RefSeq names its product phosphoglycerate kinase-like. Gene Ontology annotation, molecular function: tRNA (guanine(46)-N7)-methyltransferase activity; ATP binding; ADP binding. Gene Ontology annotation, biological process: tRNA modification; gluconeogenesis; glycolytic process. The coding region runs from base 267 to 2354 and encodes 695 amino acids. The record is from RefSeq and is a predicted model, not a curated record. The transcript is spliced from 12 exons. Gene Ontology annotation, cellular component: cytosol. Lineage: Eukaryota; Viridiplantae; Streptophyta; Magnoliopsida; Zingiberales; Zingiberaceae.